This is a messenger RNA of Colletotrichum navitas, 1558 nucleotides long. RefSeq names its product RadH flavin-dependent halogenase. Gene Ontology annotation, molecular function: monooxygenase activity. NCBI's taxonomy places the organism in Eukaryota, Fungi, Ascomycota, Sordariomycetes, Glomerellales, Glomerellaceae. Bases 1 to 1545 code for a protein of 514 amino acids. The transcript is spliced from 6 exons. The record is from RefSeq and is a predicted model, not a curated record.
AUGACGGUUCCCGAGUCUUGCACUGUCCUGGUUGCUGGAGGCGGACCUGGUGGCUCCUAUGCCGCUGCAGCCCUGGCGAGGGAGGGCGUUGAUGUUGUUCUGCUUGAGGCGGACAGACACCCCCGCUACCAUAUUGGCGAAAGCAUGCUUCCUUCCAUUAGGCCGUUGCUGCGGCUGAUAGAUUUGGAUGAAACCUUUGAUAAACACGGGUUUCAAAAAAAGCUCGGAGCAGCUUUCAAGCUCACCGCCAAGCGCGAAGGAUAUACUGAUUUUGUAGCUGAUCAUGGCCCCAAAGGCCAUUCCUGGAAUGUUAUCAGAUCCGAAAUGGAUGAGCUCAUGUUCAAUCACGCAGAAAAAUGCGGUGCAAAAGCUGUUCAUGGCAUCAAGGUUGAUUCUUUGGAUUUCGAGGUCACCGGGGCAUCAGAGUUUCCGGAAGGCGAAAAGGUGGCAAACCCGGGCCGUCCCGUUUCUGCAAAGUGGUCGGCCAAAGAUGGGACCUCUGGAGUUAUCAAGUUCAAAUACCUAGUAGACGCUACCGGUCGCGCUGGUCUGGUUUCGACAAAGUACCUCAAGAACCGCAAAUUCAACGCCGGCUUGAAGAACCUGGCAAUCUGGGGUUACUACAAGGGUUGGAAGCCUUGGGCUGAGGGCACUCCGAGAGAGAACCAGCCUCUAUUUGAGGGCAUGCAAGACGGCUCCGGCUGGGUGUGGACUAUUCCUCUGCACAAUGGUACCAUUUCGGUAGGCGCCGUCACGCGUAAGGAUCUCUUUGAGGAGAAAAAGAAGAGCCUUGGCGAGGGCGUCACUAGCGCGCAGAUCAUGGAGCAGUGCAUCCAGCUCUGCCCCACGGUGCAGGGUAUUCUAAGCUCCGCCGAGCUCGUCACCGAUAUCAAACAAGCCACUGAUUACUCGUACUCGGCUUCUGCUUACGCCGGACCCAACUUCCGCCUUGUAGGCGAUGCCGGGUGCUUCAUUGACCCUUUCUUUUCAUCUGGCACCCACCUGGCGAUGACGGGAGCGCUUUCGGCGGCCGUGUCCAUCAUGGCGUCGCUCAAAGGUGAUUGUAGCGAGUACGAUGCUGCUAAGUUCCACGCGAAGAAGGUGAAUGAGGGUUAUAGUCUCUUCUUGCUCGUAGUCCUGGCUGCUCUGAAGCAGAUUCGGAUGCAAGAGAAGCCGGUCUUGAGCGACAUUGAUGAGGAUGGGUUUGAUCAAGCCUUCCAGUUCCUCAAGCCCAUCAUUCAAGGUUCCGGCUCCUCCCAUAUCACCAAGCCCUUCAGUCACGCAGACAUCACUCGGACCAUAGACUUUGCUGUGCAGGCACUUGAUGCGUUCCCUACUCCCGAAAAUCUAGAAGCUUCCCAAUCCAACGGCAAUGCCAAGCCUGAGCCAGAACUCGUGACGACUCCUGACCAGGGUGUCUUGACUGGAUUCAAGAUUCUCGAGCAGGCGGCACCGAACGCUGAUAUGAGCAGGUUUGGGGGCACGGCUAUCGAUGGUCUGCUGCCCCGCCUGGAGCAUGGUAGACUGGGCCUUAUUAAGGUUUAAAUAAUUAGAUUAU